AUGAAGGGACUACCGAAUAAACAAAACAAUCGUUUUUAUAUUAAGUUUGAAAAAAACUCACUCAUUUUAUUGCUAACAAGCUACUGCAAUUGGGAUGAACAAAUUGCAGAUGUAUCUUGCAGAUUAAAAUAUGAAGAUAUUUUUUUUUCAGAACCGGUAAUAGAAAGUAAAAAUGAAAAUAUUAUCGGAAUCAGUUUAAACCCUGAGACUUUGAUUCUUCCCCUAAGAUCUUCAAUAUUAGCAAGAGAAACGACGCUGCGGCUCAGCAAAAGAGACUCACAAAAUGUUCUAUCAUUUUCAAUGAUAAUUGAAACGAAAAAAAUGAGUACAUUUCAACUAACUCAUGAUUGUAAAGUUGAUGUUUUGAAAUCAAAGAUAACAAAUAACUUAAUACCUUUGGGUGAAGACAAGAAAAGAUUUGCAAAUGAAAUCCCGAAUACACAUUUUUCUUUGCCCCCACCAAAAUCCUUGUUAAGAUUACUUGAAAAAAUGAAAUUAGUUGAUUCUAAGUAUGCAGAAAUUGAAAUAAUUCAAGACUGUAACAAUAAAACACAAACUAAUCAUGGUGAAGGACCCAAAUCCCCAACUUGCCACUUUAUCUGCACUUCUGAUAAGUCUUUAAACUCCACUGUUUCAAUAAAAACUUCUUUCAAUAAUUGCAUUGUAUUUCAUACUGAAAACAACGAUGACUCCAGGAUGAUAAUUUCUCAGGAUCAGAACAAUCCAAUCGAUCAGAAACGGCCAUUCAGAGUUUCUGCUGCAUUUGAUAUUAAUCACUUAAUGUCUGUAUUACAAUUAUCCACUAAUAUAUCAGACUCAUAUUGUGUUGCCACAAUAACUCAGAACAAAUUUUUAUCUAUGUUGAUAUUUUUCCCUAGCAUUGAAUCGCAAAUAUCUGUAUUCUUGGCAUCAAUAAAUACUGCCAAUACUGACUGA
Messenger RNA from Cryptosporidium ubiquitum, 936 nucleotides. RefSeq lists its product as uncharacterized. The transcript has a single exon. The record is from RefSeq and is a predicted model, not a curated record. Gene Ontology annotation, cellular component: site of double-strand break; checkpoint clamp complex. NCBI's taxonomy places the organism in Eukaryota, Apicomplexa, Conoidasida, Eucoccidiorida, Cryptosporidiidae. Bases 1 to 936 code for a protein of 311 amino acids. Gene Ontology annotation, biological process: mitotic intra-S DNA damage checkpoint signaling; nucleotide-excision repair; meiotic DNA integrity checkpoint signaling.